AUGGAUCCUAAUAUACCUCCGAGGACACCUCUGUCCCCGGCGACCGCUUCCACAAUCAGUGACCUCAAAUCCCGCCGCGAUUCUUUCAACUCCAUCUCAACUACUUCUCAGGUAGACAAGGAGCAUAUGGCCCAGGCGCUGGACAAGAUACAUACGUCUGCUAGCCAGUCAGGUGUCUUGACCACAUUCAACGACUUCGCCCCGCCUCCUGCCUCCGCUCCCAUAGAAGGCAAAGGCUCUCCUGGCGACCUGGUGCACCAGGGUAUCAGCGGGCUCUACAGUCGCUUCAAAGAGGCUGUCGGUGUGGGUGGCAAGACAGCGUUGCAAGAGCCGGAAGUCAUUGAACGCAACGAAGGGCUAUCCAGAAAGGGCAAAGCAUCCGUUGCGUCUGUGAGAAGCGUCGAGGGUAUUGCGAGUAAUUUUCCCGACCACGCACCAACCGCGACAUCCUCACAUGUAACGAUACCAGCCGAAGGCGUCUCCCAGCCUGCACAGUCAUCCAAGGCCUCCUCCAUUACAACUACUAGCACAGCGAAAAGCGCGCCCAGCCUCCCGAAGAUUGUGAAGGGGGCUGCUCCCUCAGUUGCCGCAACGGCUGUAGCACCAAUAACAGUCAGCGCUUUCAAGGAUAAAGAUGCGACGCGAGGGGUCACGAGUCGUGUCGAGGAAACUGGCAGGCGAAGCAUCAACCAAAUGCCUGAGUUGAGAACCACAAGUGCCUCUGGAGGCUCAAGUGUCUAUGAUCCAUCAGAAACCCGGCAUCUCUCCCAUGGUGACAUGAUGGCCAAUCCCAGAGCUACCCGCAGGGACGGUUCCUUCAGUCAUGAUGCUGCCUCAGAUGACACUUCCUUGAGUCUUGUCAAGUCGAAUUCGACAGCUGGUGGGCUUGAAAUUCCCCGCUUGCGUCAACCAACAGACGGCCUCAAGAAGCCAGCCGUGAUAGAUCGGAUAAGUCGGUCCAGAACAUCAGCCGAGAUUCAUUCCAGAUCGUCGUCCAUAGAAGGAACCGCUGAGCCAAGCCCAAUCAAUAUGUCAGCGCAUGGUUCCGUCUACCACGAGUCCUUUCGCCACAACGAACGGCCAGAGCAGUUCCAUGGCGGCGGUAUCAAAAUCCCGGGCACGACCGCUGUCGAGGGGCCUCCUGGGGGCGUCAGCAACCGGCUAGAAAUGAUGAGGAAGCAGGUUCUCAGCAAGGAGUUCUGGAUGGCAGAUGAGACGACCAAGGAAUGUUUCCAAUGUGGUACGCCUUUCUCUGCUUUUCGGCGUAAGCAUCACUGCCGCACCUGCGGCUGCAUUUUUGACUCCAAGUGUACCUCAACUAUACCUGGUCAGAGAUUCGGUGUUGCAGGCACCCUACGAGUCUGUAAGACUUGUCUAGAUGUCAUAAACAGCAGGUAUGACAGCGGGUCUGAUUCGGACAACGACUCCUAUCUACCUGCCAUCUUUCGAUCAAAUCCUCUGAAGCCUGCCCCGUUUGCAAAGGCGAAUAUGGACGACAACAUGAGCAUAUCUGAGAGGCUAGAGGACCACGACGACAACAGAAUGGCAACAGCUCCAAUGAUGGCAAUUCCGGCCAUGAGGAGAACCGGGGGUGAUUCCGCAAACAGGCGCUCUGCAAUUCUUGAGAUUGACGCUGCUCCACAACUAAGCCGGCCGAGCUCAUCGCGGUCUCUGAGAUCCUUAGCAGCGAGCAGACCGCAGUCUUCCGGCCACAGGAGGCAUCAUUCAAAACACAAUCUAUUGAACCGGUUGAAGGGCUCUCCAGUACAAGACGACUCCGCGCCCUUUCGCAAAUCGGCCAACGAGGAAUUGCAAAGAAAGCCUAAACUGCCGGCCUUCCAUGAUGACAACAUCAUUGAUCCCGAACUUGCUCCAUACAUGUCUGACGAAUCGAGCGGUGAUGAACAGCAGAUGAGCAUAUUUGCCACCAUGAACACCAGCGACAUAACCCCAUCUAGUCUCGACCCUGACAAGUCAAACUUUGGCCCAUUUCUGAACGCAGGCCGCAGGCACAAGGUUCGAGGUGAGAAGAGCAUCAGCGGCAUGAGCUUCACCAGCCGCGGACCACCAGAUGAUGGAAAUGCCGGUGUCACGGUGAUAAACCAUGGGAGGUCAGGUCGCCGCAGGAAUAUGAGUACCACGAGUAAUACGGCCCAUCAUCUUCGAUCGCCUCGCCCCAGAUCUGGGAUCUUCAAAGGUCCGGGCGCAUCAACUGAGUCGCUUGCAAUAUUUGAUCCGACAACACCAAUAGAGCCAACAUCGUUGAUGAGGAGCAAUACCAUUCGGAAGAAGUCGACACAAGAUGAUGAGCUACCAGCAGCCAGCUUACAGCAUGUCCAGACUCUUUUCGGUCAAUUGCUUCAAGACAAUGACAUUCAAAACCCUCUUGCCUGGGAAAAAGCCCUCAUACCAAUCCUUGUUCGAUGCUCAAAUGACGUAGACCCCGACACUCGGACCGGCGACUUGAUGGACAUCAGGCACUACGUUAAGCUGAAGAAGAUUCCAGGCGGUAAACCUAGCGACACCAGCUAUGUCUCAGGGGUCAUUUUCACCAAGAAUCUUGCCUUGAAGAGCAUGCCCAGGAGGAUUCUCAGUCCUCGCAUUGUCCUCGUGUCCUUCCCUAUCGAGUAUCAACGUCAUCAGCAACAACACUUCAUGAGCUUGCAGCCUGUCAUUGAGCAGGAGAAGGAAUUUUUGCGCAUGGUAGUGAACCGCAUUAUCAAUCUUCGGCCUCACGUACUGCUCGCACAUAAAUCCGUCUCAGGCGUCGCCUUACAGUAUCUUUCCGAGGCUGGUAUAGCUGUCGCAUACAACGUCAAACUUGCAGUUAUCGAAGCUGUGUCGCGAUGUGCCAAGGCAGACAUCAUCGAAACCUUGGACAUGCUGGUUCUUCCAACUCAAGUCGGCCAGGCUGGUGGAUUCGAGGUCAAAACCUAUGUGAACAAUAGCUUUCCAGGCCGGAAGAAGACCUACAUAUUCAUUUCCGGCUGCAAGAAAGAGCUGGGCUGUACCAUCGCUCUUCGAGGUGCCUCCACGGAAGUCCUCGACAAGAUGAAGAGUGUCACGGAGUUCAUGAUCUACGUUGUCUACAAUCUAAAGUUGGAGGCCGCGCUACUGCGGGAUCACUUCGUGUACAUGGGUACGGACCCAGAUACGGCACCUACGCCGACACCGUCGAAAGAUGGUCUGGGCCAAAGUCUCAGGUCACUACCGAGUUUUGAGAACAAGAGUACGUUGGGAGCUCUAUCAACGAACGGCGACCAACCUGUGGACACCGAACAAAGUACACAGUCUCAAGCUGAAUCCGACCCCAAGACGGAGGACAGCCAGUCUGCUGAUGCUUUGCCACCUCAACCUCCCGAGAAGACCCCAAGUAUGCUAUCACUACACUCCGCUCAUUCGACACACGACAGUCAUAUUCCUGAAGAUGUGCCAGCGCCACAAUUCUACAGUGAAAUGGUUGCGAAGUACGAGACCAAAAUCCUAUCUGCGUCGCCAUUCGUCAAGUUCACGCAGCCCUACCUACUCGUCAAGGCACGAGAACAAGAACGCCGACUGGUGUAUCUGAAGCGGCUGCGCGACCAAGAUAUGGUCGAGGAACUCGGAGAGAACGAUCAGGCAAAGCCGCAAAAGUUCCAACUAAUCAAACCAGAAAUGGUGCACAAGAUCGGACAGAAGGCUCCUCGGCAGAUAAUGGAAGUCCUCCACGCAGUCCAUGACGCGGAGUACGACAAGGCGCUGUACAACUACAAAACACAAACUCGUCAGUGGGAAAACUUCAUUGCAGGUGCCCUUGACCUCUUUGACCCUUGCUCGCACCAGAACAUCGUCGUUCUUUAUUCCGUCAUCUGCACAGAAACGAAGAUUCCCUGCUCCGAGCCUGGACUCAUCGCCUUUGGCUUUUAUCACGAUGACCCUGCCGACAAUAUGGACCCGGAUUGCACUCUGGGCCAAUACAUCGAGGACCUCUGCGGAAGUGCUGAUUCCAUAUGUCACGCUAAUGGCUGUGAUCGUCAGAUGGCUCAACAUCACCGUACUUAUGUCCACGACGAGGCACACAUCACCGUCUUCAUUGAGAAGAAUGCGCCUCUCCCUUUCGACCCCACUUUACUGAAAAAGGAUGAGGUGAUUCCGCAAGAUGAGGACGAUGUAGAUGAUCCCAUCUAUCUCUGGAGUUAUUGCAAGAUUUGCAAGAAAGACAUGGGUUUUGGGUCUUUGUCACCUACUGCGAGAAAAUACUCAUUUGGAAAAUACCUGGAGCUAUCGUUCUGGGGCCGAGGACUCAAGUGUUGGCCGGACCUGGAGUGCCCACACGAUUACCAAAAGGAGCAUAUCCGCUACUUCAACUACCAUGACACGUCCAUGAGGAUUCACUUUGACCCUAUUGAUCUCCUUGAGAUCAUAGUGCCGCGCACCCGCAUCACGUGGAAAGUAGACAACGAUCUGAGGUUGAAAAAUGACAUUUUCACCAAGGAAGAGCAAAGGUGGAAUCGGUUCAUGAACUCGGUCAAAACCAGGCUCAAGAGCAUCCGCAUUGACAGCGUCCUGCCAGAAAAGGCGGAUACCUGCAGGGCCGAAAUCGAAAGGCUGACUAGGAAAGCCCAAGAGGACCAGCCAAAGAUGAUUCGCGAGUUACAAGCCACGUAUAUCAACUCGGCAUAUUACGAAGUCAUUCCGCUCAACCGCAUUGUCCGCACAAUGAUUGAGAGAGUCGCAGAGUGGGACUCUUCCUUUGCCAAGUUCGAGGCGGACUUCCUAUCCGAUAAAGAUGUCAGGCAAAUAACCAUCAAUCAAUUGAAGAAAAUGUUCUCCGACAACGACUCCAAAGAGUCUCUACCUAUUUCUGCGGAUGGGACCAGUAUUGCCUCAGCGGAUACGGAUGAGAAGACCUCCCCGCCGACAACUCAGAAUUCAGUCGAAAUCAACGAGAAAGUCCACAGUGAGCCGCACUUGCCUGCAACAUCACCGAAAGCAGACGAGCUCCUGGACAAAGCUGAAGAUACGGUAGAGGGGAAAAGGACAGACCAUGAUGACACCGAGACACCAAAACCGGAGGUCGAGGUUCCAGCUCCAGCUCCGCUCAGCGAGCCUUUGCCGCCCAAGGAUGAAGCAGCGCAAGAUCACGCAGCUGAGCAAGAUGGCACCAGCAACAUCGAAAAUGACGCAAUCAAGGAAGACCCAGCUCUCGAAGAGCCACGGGUGCCUCAAGUGGAAGCAGGCGAGAACAAGCCAGAUUCACUGCCGCCCACAGAAACCCUAGACACCGAGACGUUGCCGGUCACCCAGAUCCCAACUCCAGUGCAUUCCAAAGCACCUUCUCGGAACCAUUCACGGUCCACUUCUUUACGGCCCGAUUCCUCGUUGUCACUAACGGAGAAAGUGGAGCAGUUACGGCGCCAGCAACGAGAAGCUGUGGCUGCAGAGGCAAGCAAUGGCAGAGAAGGCAAAGAUAUUCCGAAGGUAUCAGAGCGGGGCCCGUCCCGUAGAGCGGGAUUGACCGUUUCACCACCUAUCACUCGUGCCAUCUCUCAACCAAUAGGUGUUCUCCCCAGAACGCAGUCAGGAAUUGGCAGGCCACUUCAGGGCAAUGUGCCUAAGAGUGCUGAAUUGCCUCCGGGAGGAGACGUUCGGCGUAUAUCAAACGCCGAGUCCUCGAAGAGCGACAAAUCCAAGCUUUCGGAUAGAUUUGGUCUCUCGGCUCUCAAGACCAAGAAAGCCGGGGGCUCCUCGAUCCCGCGGUACGUUCACAAGAGGAAGGAGACCAAGGUAUCGAACCUUGCUCGGCACUUUGAGCAACUGAGUCGUGAGUUCGAGAGGGAGCGCAUCCGCGAUCGCAAGCAGAGAGCCGCCAAACUGCAAUCUUCUCGCGCAUUCCUGCCACGUACUUCGGCGAAGGCAAUAGUAGAAGUCUACGACGAUGUGGACCAGGCUGUCUUGGAACCGGGGCCGUCGGAUGACGAUCAUUUGGUGGGCAGCCAACAGAGCCACGCCAAGACGACAGAGUCCACCCUAGACGAUGCAACAACAGCGCCCGAAUCUCAAAGAACGUCGGAUGAGACCGCUGCUGGUAAUGAUACGAUCGGGACGGCCGAGCCUACUUCCCAGCCCGACAGCACCGGCGCUGAGCAUGAUAACGAGAAGAAGACAGUCAGUCAAGCUGGCUCUGACGAUGAAGUUGAAGGCGAAGUCGAGGGCGGUCCCGGUAGCGAUGUCGAGGGCUCGCUCCUCGAAGAAAUCCUGCCCGACGUGCAAGAAAUCGCGGAUUCGCUGGACUCAAGCGAGGAGAUACCUCUUGAGUUGCCAAAACAUCAGAAAACCAGUCUCAUGAAGAUGCUCACCACCUUCUGGGCCGAACGCUCUGCAAGUGGCUGGCCACAGCUUGAUUACCCCAUGAACUUCACCGAUCACAUCUUCACUGAUUCUGACGUGAUCGUAAGAGAGGAUGAGCCCAGUUCUCUUAUCGCCUUUGCUUUGGGAUCUGAGGACUACAAGGCCAAGCUGGCGGUCAUUCAACGGCAGUGGAAAAUGAGUGAGCAAAAGGACAGCGAAGGUGAAGCAUUCAGCGACACGAAGUCCCUCGACCCAUCAGAACUUGGCGACGAGUUCAUGGGUGAAGAGGAACUGGAAAAGAGCCUGCUGCGUGCCACAGGUACACAUCUGAAGUACCAGUUUACAGAAGGCUCGGCGAAGAUGCUCUGCAAGAUCUUCUACGCGGAACAAUUCGACGCCUUGCGCCGGAAGUGCGGUGCCGCGGACCGCAUCAUCGAGUCUUUGUCGCGUUGCCUCAAAUGGGACUCCAAAGGCGGCAAAACGAAAUCGGUAUUCCUGAAGACCCUCGACGACAGGCUUGUGAUGAAGUCUCUGUCACCAAUCGAGACGUCCGCGUUCCUACGUUUCGCACCAGCUUACUUCAACAUCAUGGCAGAGGCCUUGUUUCACGACCUGCCAUCGGUAAUAGCCAAAAUGUUGGGCUUCUUCCAGGUGAUCGUCAAGAACCCAGCAACUGGGACUGAGAUCAAGCUGGAUCUGCUGGUGAUGGAGAACCUGUUCUAUGACCGUUCGCCAACGCGCAUCUUUGAUCUCAAGGGAUCUAUGAGGAACCGCAAGAUCCAGUCCACUGGCGAGCAGAAUGAGGUGCUCCUGGACGAAAACAUGGUCGAGUACAUUUACGAGAGUCCACUCUUCGCGAGGGAGCAUAGUAAAAAGCUCCUGAGGGCUUCUGUCUGGAAUGAUACGCUCUUCCUUGCAAGACAGAAUGUCAUGGACUACUCGCUCAUGAUCGCAGUCGAUGAGUCCCGUAAGGAAUUGGUCGUUGGCAUCAUUGACUGCAUUCGUACGUACACCUGGGACAAACGUCUCGAGUCGUGGAUCAAAGACCGCGGAUUCGCCGGCGGUGGCAGGAACAAGCCGACGGUUACCUCACCCAAGGAGUAUAAGAGCAGGUUUAGGGAGGCCAUGGCGAGGUACAUACUGCAGGCGCCGAACUGCUGGCACCACUUUGGUGGUCCGGGUCACGGUGGGAUGGAGAGGGGUUUACUGGAAGGCCCAAGGUCGGCUUUUGAAGGGGAUGCUUGA
Diaporthe amygdali is the source of this 7575-nucleotide messenger RNA. RefSeq lists its product as uncharacterized. Gene Ontology annotation, biological process: phosphatidylinositol phosphate biosynthetic process. NCBI's taxonomy places the organism in Eukaryota, Fungi, Ascomycota, Sordariomycetes, Diaporthales, Diaporthaceae. Gene Ontology annotation, cellular component: fungal-type vacuole membrane; endosome membrane. The transcript is spliced from 2 exons. The record is from RefSeq and is a predicted model, not a curated record. The coding region runs from base 1 to 7575 and encodes 2524 amino acids. Gene Ontology annotation, molecular function: metal ion binding; 1-phosphatidylinositol-3-phosphate 5-kinase activity; ATP binding.